GAUUAAGCGUUGAAACACACACAAUUGUUCACUGUAAUGGCACGAACCAAGCAAACCGCGCGCAAGUCCACCGGAGGGAAGGCGCCGAGGAAGCAGCUUGCCACUAAAGCGGCGAGAAAAUCAGCUCCGGCGACCGGCGGCGUGAAAAAGCCGCACCGAUUCAGGCCAGGGACGGUGGCUUUGAGGGAAAUCAGGAAGUAUCAGAAGAGCACGGAGUUGCUGAUCAGGAAGCUUCCGUUUCAGCGUCUGGUAAGGGAAAUCGCACAGGAUUUCAAAACCGAUUUGCGUUUUCAGAGCAGCGCUGUUUCUGCACUGCAAGAAGCAGCAGAAGCUUAUUUGGUUGGUCUCUUCGAAGACACCAACCUCUGUGCGAUUCAUGCUAAACGAGUAACUAUCAUGCCUAAGGAUAUUCAACUCGCUCGUAGAAUCAGGGGAGAGAGAGCUUAG
Messenger RNA from Abrus precatorius (Indian licorice), 447 nucleotides. Its product is annotated as histone H3.2. Gene Ontology annotation, cellular component: nucleosome. The transcript has a single exon. Gene Ontology annotation, molecular function: DNA binding; structural constituent of chromatin; protein heterodimerization activity. The record is from RefSeq and is a predicted model, not a curated record. NCBI's taxonomy places the organism in Eukaryota, Viridiplantae, Streptophyta, Magnoliopsida, Fabales, Fabaceae. Bases 37 to 447 code for a protein of 136 amino acids.